This is a messenger RNA of Paralichthys olivaceus (Japanese flounder), 4085 nucleotides long. It is a transcript of the gene sack1b, whose product is annotated as family with sequence similarity 83 member B. Lineage: Eukaryota; Metazoa; Chordata; Actinopteri; Pleuronectiformes; Paralichthyidae. Gene Ontology annotation, biological process: signal transduction. The record is from RefSeq and is a predicted model, not a curated record. Gene Ontology annotation, molecular function: protein kinase binding. Gene Ontology annotation, cellular component: cytoplasm; membrane.
AUCAUGCCGAGACACCUCCUUGUCUUUGUCUCUUCCAGCUGGCACACAAUAGCUUCUCUGAAUACUGAGGACUGGGUGAACGUACAUAAAGUCUAAGAGGGAUAUUCGGAGGAAAAAAACAAGAGGAUUUUCACAAAGUUCAGAAUCUACAUGUCUGCUGAAACAGUCUGGAGCAAUGGAGGCUCCAGAAUUUUCCAUGCUGUCAUCCUUGAGGGGAGAGUUUAAAGCAGAGGAUUAUAUCCACCCCCACUACAAAGAGUCAUAUCGCCUGGCGAUUGAUCGCCUGGUGAGUGAUGGCAGAGACAGUUACCAGGAGUUUCUCAAGGGAGAGCGUAUCGGGAGCUUCCUGUCGGAGGAUGAGCUCAGUUUUAUCACGUCAAAUGCAGAACAGCUUCCACCUCAAAAACACACGGAGGAAAUCAAUGAGCCAUCGGACAGCCAAUCAUCAUCAGGGACUUACUGGCCACUCCACUCGGAUGUGGACACGCCGGAUUUGGAUUUAGGGUGGCCGGAGGUCAUUCAUGAAAAACUGCAGACAAAUAUUGAUCUGCUCUUUCAUCCACCAAGACAAAACAACCCCAGUAUCAAAGACAUGAUCCGUAAGCAGCUUCAGGAUGCAAGACAGGUCAUUGCCAUUGUGAUGGAUGUGUUCACUGAUGUCGACAUAUUCAAAGAAAUUGUUGAUGCCUCUGUGCGAGGAGUUGCAGUUUACGUGCUUCUGGAUGAUUUACAUUUGAAAUGUUUCCUCACAAUGGCAGAAAAUCAUGAUGUAAAAAUUCAACAACUCAGGAACGUGAGGGUCCGCACUGUGAAAGGUCAGGAUUACCUCUGUCGAUCAGGAGCAAGAUUUCAUGGCGCAAUGGAGCAGAAGUUUCUUUUAGUUGACUGCCACACAGCGAUUUAUGGCUCAUACAGCUUUACUUGGUCAUAUGAGAAGAUUCAUCUGAGCAUGGUACAGAUCAUCACAGGCCAUCUGGUGAAGUUGUACGAUGAGGAGUUUCGAACUCUCUACGCCCGGUCGACUGUGCCAGCUGAGCUUAGCCUCCCGGAGGGCUUGUUUCAACAAAACGGGUCAUAUGGACGACAGAUUUUGCCAGCAUCUCAUUCUGGACAGAAAAUUGAAAGGAGGGACAUGCUAAGGCACACGCUGGACACAGUCUAUCGGAAGACCUGUGAGAGGAAACUGGGCCUGAGAGACCUUGAGGAGAGGUUCUUAGAAGAGGAACCAAACAACCUGGGGCCAUUGAUUGAGAAUGGGCUCGGUGCACAGAACCAGAUGUCCCAUUUGCAGUCUUCAGAGGCAAUGAACCUCUUGAAAAGGCACAGCUAUGCAGGGGAGAGACAAGAUGUAUAUAUGCCACAGAACAUCGAGCCCAGGGCAAGCCACUGGAAUAUCUCCAGAGAAACAGGAAAUGGAAUAAACUAUCCCAGGGACAAUUAUUUACAAGUGCCGCAGAUAUACAGAGGUCAAAACAUUUAUAAUGACAGUGACAAACACAUUCUGUCCAUGCAGCAGAAUAUGCCAACACUGGAGAAUACAUCAAAGUCGUUCAUGCGCACAUUGCGGAUCGAGUCUUACCUCAAAAACCCUGACGUCCCAUUCGGAGACUCUUGUGACUAUUUAGACCAGUUUGACGGACAAACGGUCAAAGCUGGUUCUUUCAUGCAGGGACGAACCAGGUCUUCCUAUGUUUUAAGGCCAACUAUACCAGAGCACAUGGAGGCAAACAGAGCAGCACCACACACUCCUCUGCACUACACAUCUAUGCAGUGGAAUCCAACUGCAGCCUGUGAGAACAGAAUAAAUAAUGACGAAUUCAUGAUGAAGGGACAAAGUUCGCAGAUUUUGGAUGACAAUCGCAAUAAUGCAAACUACGGUCCAGGAAUGAACUCUUAUCAAUCUGCUUAUGCCAGUUUAGGCCGAGCUAAAGGUGGACAUAUGAUCACAAACCCUGACAUCCUGACAGACAGUUGGCAGAAAAGGCAUAGCCUGGCAGAUCCGAGAUCAAACACAGAGUACGCACAUGAAUCCUCAGGUCACAUGUAUGCAGCUUUUGCAAGGAUGCCCAUUAAUAGGAGCACAGCAGGGAUCAAUUCUCAGAAUGGUGCAUAUGUGUCAAAUCUGAAUGAAGAUCAAAGGUCUGUCUCUCAAUAUGAUGUCAAGAAUAUCACAGGUACAAUGGGCCCUGGUACCCCCAAAUGGCUGGAACCCCCGUGCAGGACUGUGUCUGCAGCAACUCUGGAUGUGAAAAGCAGGGAUUUGAUGGCUAUAGCCAACAGCAAGGGCUCUCAACCUUUACUCCAGAAGAGCUCCAAGAACAUAAAAUCAAUGCUGAAUAUACCAGAGAAAAAAGAGGAUUUAGUCAGGAAUGUUGAAACGUUAAGUCUCAAUUCAGGUGUAAGCACAGACACUUUAACAGCUGAGGAUGAGGUGAAAAAAUCUGAUGGAUAUCAAAAAGUCCAAAGAAACACAAGUAGCCCAGUCAGAUCCUCCUCAGAGCACCAAAGGAAGUGGCCAAAAGACAGACAUCCAAACUCUUUGAAACCUGAGUUGACGACUAAGGAGUACCAACAUUCACCGCAGGUCCCGACUCGCCCCGAUACAACCAAACAGCAGAAAUCCACUGUUCUGGACAGCCUUGAUACAGACAGAUGGACAAAAAAUGGUGGGGCAGACAGUCGCCUGUAUAGCAGGUUUGAGCCAUUCUGCUCAUUGGAAAAGAAACAAUCUCCACAUGGCUUUGGAAACACACGUUCCCAAGAGAAAACCAAAAGCCUUCCUAAAGCCGACGCAGCUGCCGAACACAGCCUCAACCGGGCUUCACGAGGACACCAUGAAAAUAAGCUGGGGAAGUUUUUUCAUAGGGUGGGAAAUCUCAUACACAAGAACAAGUACUGACUGAUGCAUUUGCAGAACACAUAAUCGUCAAUUAUGACGAAUGGGCACACUGGUAAUAUUUCUAUUUCUAUCAUCGACUGGAUAUAAAGAUGGACGACAUGACAGCUCCCGAACAAUGAAGCCAAAUCAUCGGUGGCUGGCUGCAUUUUAGGUCAUAAACCCACCUCCUCCAUGUUAUGAGAGAUGAACAAAACUAAAAAGUCUAUGUACAGAUUAAGUAAAAUUUUCUCAAAGAUUUUCAUUUCAAAGAUCAUUCUCAUUACACUGUUUGUCCAAGUACUCAUUUGUCAGAUAAGUUUCUUUUUAAGUCUUUAUUUGAUAAAAACAUGAUAAAACAUUAUGAUUGACAGCUGUGAUUGGUCGAGCUCAUGUAUUAGCAGGACCUUCACUCUGGCUCCAAAUUAUGUCAAAAGCCCAUGAUCUGGGAUAUCAAAACGUAAUUUUUGCACAACAGGAGGAAGUGAAGAUGCAUUGUCCAUUCAUAGUCUGUGAUUUGUAUUUAUGCCCUUGAUUUCUUUGUUUAUUUAGCAAAAUACUGUUUACACAUCAACCUCUGCUUCUUUUACUUGUGCACUGAUGAAUACCAGUAAGAGGCGAACAGAGUAUAUUUUAUAUGAAUACAUGCUGUGGACUUAUUAUAGAACAUUAUCUCAAAACUCCUCUUUCAUGCUAUUUAUUUUCCACUUGGGUCAAUCAAGGUAAUGAAUUCAAACGCUGUCAAGGGAUGCUUCGGAUGCAUUGACUCAUAGCUGUGUGAAUGUGUACACUGUGUAUAUCUGCACAAUUUGUCACUGUGGGCAUACCGAUGUGCUGUUGUGUUUCAUUAGAGGAUUCUGACCGUUAAGGUUAAACUGUUGCAUAUGCCUUCAACACAAAAUCUAACCAGGGCUCCACAUGAUGGAAAACAUAUCUGUACGUCAUCACAUCCUUGAUAUUUAUGUGUUUGACAGAGGUUUUAUGAAUGCUAUGGGGGUUGCAAUAAUUUUACAAUGUCUAAUAAAGUUUUGAACUGUUUAUUUUUUCACAUGCUUUAUUGAAACUUUUAAUGACUGGAUUUGAAAACAUACAGUGGUGACAGGGCCCAGCUGGAAGAAAAUGUAAACCAGUCACUGAAGCUUUCCUCUUCAAGAGAAAUCAAAGGUUUUGUUUUAUGUUGUGAAAAUUGUGUCUCACAGUCUAAUUUUAA